Dipodomys ordii (Ord's kangaroo rat) is the source of this 1017-nucleotide messenger RNA. RefSeq names its product neuferricin. The transcript is spliced from 3 exons. The coding region runs from base 83 to 538 and encodes 151 amino acids. Lineage: Eukaryota; Metazoa; Chordata; Mammalia; Rodentia; Heteromyidae. The record is from RefSeq and is a predicted model, not a curated record.
AGAUGCAGCUAGAGCAUUUGUGACCGGAGACUACUCUGAAGAAGGCCUUGUGGAUGAUGUGACUGAUUUGUCUUCCUCUGAGAUGUUGACACUUCAAAAUUGGCUUUCAUUCUAUGAGAAAAAUUAUGUAUUUGUCGGGACAGUGAUAGGAAGGUUCUAUGGAAAGGAUGGGCUACCCACCCCACAGUUGGCCCAGGUAGAAGCCAUGAUGACCAAAGCCUUAGAGGCAAAUAAACAGGAACAGAAAGAGAAGCAGAAGUUCCCUCCAUGCAAUGCUGAGUGGAGUGCAACCAAGGGCAGCCGGUUCUGGUGUUCCCCAAAGAGUGGAGGUGUAAGCAGAGACUGGAUUGGUGUCCCCAGGAAACUCUAUAAACCAGGAGCCAAGGAGCCCCGCUGCGUAUGUGUGAGAGCAACUGGUCCCCCUAGUGACCAGCUGGACAACCCUGUACACACAAAUCGUGGAGACUUGGAUGACCCCAGCUUGAGAGAAUACACUGGCUGCCCACCUCUGGCCAUCACAUGCUCCUUCCCACGCUAAGUUUGUGCUCAGUAUGUUGAUGACACUUGAGAAAGAAGUCUUCCCUUGACAUGUGCACCUCCAAUGGCUUCCAGCAUAAAACAGGAGGAUCUAGGACUCUGAUCAAUCUGUGCAAAUGUGCCAUUCUGGUGCCUGAAGCAAGAUUCUGACAACCUUCCUAGUGCCUGCGUUCUUUAAGCCUGUUUGGAUGUUGUUUCCUAAGUCUGCCAGCUGUCUUCCUCCAGAGCCCUCAGAUACUAAUGGGCACAAGUGUAACCAACCCAGAACUAAUGAGACAAAUGAGAUGCAACCAACCCAGAUCUAAUGAAAUACAUGAGAAAAAUCUGAGCUCCACCUUCCUUCCCUCCCAAGGACUCCCAUGUGGCCUGCAUCAGCUGCCAGCAUGGCCCCUUCCUAUUACUCCAGUCCUGUGGGCACCUGGAGCAUGGCAGGGACUGUGACUCUCAGCAGAGACAGGCAGACAUAUCCCAGGAAUCUCU